This is a messenger RNA of Aspergillus uvarum CBS 121591, 1021 nucleotides long. Its product is annotated as alternative oxidase. Lineage: Eukaryota; Fungi; Ascomycota; Eurotiomycetes; Eurotiales; Aspergillaceae. Gene Ontology annotation, biological process: alternative respiration. Gene Ontology annotation, molecular function: alternative oxidase activity. The record is from RefSeq and is a predicted model, not a curated record. Bases 1 to 972 code for a protein of 323 amino acids. Gene Ontology annotation, cellular component: mitochondrion. The transcript is spliced from 3 exons.
AUGGCCAGCAGGUGCGGAAAACCUGCAAAACUCGAAUCUCCAAGCCUCAUCUCGUACUGGUUCACCACCUCGCAGCAUCCUUAUCAACACCACCACAAAGAUUACUUCCCCCCUCCAGGGAAACUGAAUGUUGAGACUGUGGAUACAGCAUGGAAUCAUCCCGUAUACACCGAGGCACAGAUGCGUCGGGUACAGCUGGCGCACCGGAACGCCACGACCUGGUCCGAUUGGGUCGCACUGGCAACGGUCCGGUCCCUCCGCUGGGGCAUGGACUGGAUAACCGGUUACCGACACCGUGAGCCCGGCCAGCGACUGCCCGCGCGCUUUGCGAUGACCGAGAGGAAAUGGCUGGCGCGGUUCGUGUUCCUCGAGAGCAUUGCGGGGGUGCCCGGGAUGGUCGGCGGGAUGUUGCGGCACCUGCACAGCUUGCGCCGCAUGAAGCGCGACAACGGUUGGAUCGAGAUGCUGCUGGAGGAGGCGUUCAACGAGCGCAUGCACCUGCUGACGUUCCUGAAGCUGGCCGAGCCGAAGUGGUUCAUGCGCCUGAUGGUGCUGGGGGCGCAGGGGGUCUUCUUCAAUACGUUCUUCCUGGCGUAUCUCGUCUCCCCGCGCACCUGUCACCGCUUUGUGGGCUACCUCGAGGAAGAAGCCGUCAUCACCUACACCCGCGCGAUCGAGGAGAUCGAGGCCGGCAACCUCCCGGACUGGAACAAGAACGGCACGGCGCCGGAUAUUGCCGUGCAGUAUUGGAAGAUGCCCGCGGGCCACCGCUCCAUCCGCGAUCUUCUCUACUACAUCCGCGCUGACGAGGCCAAGCACCGCGAGGUCAAUCAUACCCUCUCCAACCUCGACCAGGCCGCUGAUCCGAACCCUUAUCAAGUCACAUACCGGGACCCUUCCAGGCCACACCCCAGCAAGGGACUGGAGAAUCUCAAAGGCGCAGGAUGGGAAAAGGAGGAGGUUUUCAAGUAAGAUAUAUACGUAUCGGCUGUAGAAGAACGUGCUAAACUCCACGUCGGCG